This is a messenger RNA of Opisthorchis viverrini, 459 nucleotides long. RefSeq lists its product as hypothetical. The transcript has 3 exons. The record is from RefSeq and is a predicted model, not a curated record. The coding region runs from base 1 to 459 and encodes 152 amino acids. NCBI's taxonomy places the organism in Eukaryota, Metazoa, Platyhelminthes, Trematoda, Opisthorchiida, Opisthorchiidae.
AUGGAGGGAUCAUAUAGACUUUACCAGAUUAGCAUCCAAACCAUCAAGCAUCAGAAUGGAACGACCAUCUCGAAUGAGGAAGAACGCCUUGACCGGUGGGCUGAACACUUUGAACAACAAAUGUCUUGGCCACCAGCCGGCACUCAUCUACAGCCCACAGGUGAAGUAGAACCCUGGACGGUGAACGUGGAACCACCUACGGCCUCAGAGGUUUACGACUGCAUAUGUUCUCUCAAGCGCCACCGAGCUCCCGGAUGGGGACCGUGUGAUCCUCACUGUGCCUGGUUGGAGACACUACAAGAUAUGGCUGCCAACCAAAGUCAGUGGCGUUCCUGUUGUCAGUUUCUAUCCAGAUUGCCUGAGCCUUCAAAUCAGUCAUGGUUGUACGGCAGUGAAGCAUCGGUGUUGGACACUGAUGUCAAGCUGUCGAUGAUGAGGAUGAUGAUGAGAUUAGCAUGA